Molecule: messenger RNA, 1246 nt
Organism: Colletotrichum scovillei
Lineage: Eukaryota; Fungi; Ascomycota; Sordariomycetes; Glomerellales; Glomerellaceae
Product: RNA polymerase II mediator complex component Med8
Exons: 2
Coding region: 304-1173 (289 amino acids)
Biological process (GO): regulation of transcription by RNA polymerase II
Cellular component (GO): mediator complex; core mediator complex
Molecular function (GO): transcription coregulator activity; RNA polymerase II cis-regulatory region sequence-specific DNA binding
Source: RefSeq, a predicted model, not a curated record
CCUGGAUAGACAAAGCUCCAGUUCCGGUAAAUUCUCAACCAAACCACCCCCACGCUCCCUGCUCCCGACGACGUCGAAGAACCAAUUGUGCAGUCGCAUCACCUCACGACACAAUUUGCCCAAUCAUUGUCACCUCCUGCGACUCGCGAAGCACUCAACAACCCUCGGCGCGUCGAGUCGCGUGAGCUGUGCGAUUUCCAUCACCCGCUACGAUCCCCGAAGAACCUUUACGAUUCUCCGAUCUGCGACAAGCCGCACGAAGACGAAACAACGCACGAUAAAAAAAAAAUAAGACAACGGGCAAUGGACAAGCCGAACGCGCUCGGCAUCACGGCCGAUGAAUUCAAGGCGAUUGAGCAGACGCGCCAGCGUCUGUUCCAACUCUCCAACAGUAUCCAGGGUCUGCGGAUGGACGUCUUGAAGAGCAACCCGCUUCCUCCCCCGGCAUCCCUCCAAGCGCAAUCCCAAAUCCUCCUCCGCAACCUCCAAUCCCUCCUCGAGACCCUGACAGAAAACACCCACGUCUUCCAGCACCUCCACGUCUUCCCGGACGUCGCCUACCCGGGCCGCGUGCACGAGAACAUCCUGCUGCAGCUGCUCCGCAAGAAGCUCGAGCCGGGCGUCGAGGAGUGGGUCGAGCGCGGGCGGGAGACGACGCGGGAGCUGCGCGGUGCAAACGCGCCUCCUUCCUCGUCGGACGGCAGCAGUGUCGGCAUUGGCGGCGGGCCCGGUAUUGCUGGCGGACCUGUUGGUGCUGGCAACGGCGCCGGCGCCGGCGGCGAGGCCCAGCUCGAGGCGGUGUGGCGCGACGUGCGCGCGUGGACCGUCGAGCGGGUGCAAAAGUACGUCCUCGAGGAGGCGGGGGACGUGUAUACCGAGGACGAGCGGCGGAUGGGGGUGGAGAAUGUGAGGACUGGGCUGAGGAGGGGGCUCGAGGAGGAUGACGAUGAUGAGGACGACGAGGACGACGAGGAGGAGAGCGAUGAGGAGGGCGGCGGCGGUGGUGGUGAUGGGGACGUGGUCAUGUCUGGGCAGUCGCAGAAGACGAAGAAACCGACAAAGCCGACGGGCCCGGAGCCGGAGAUGCUCUUCUGGUUCGAGGCGAGGGGCGAUUUCGACUUGCCGCGCAACGUGGACUUGCUGAGCCAGGCUGGUAUGAAGCGUGGGCGGUGAAUGCAGGGGAUCAGGGGAAGCGAGGGAGGAGGAGAGAGGGUUUGAUUGAAGAGCGGGAUGUAUGAUACCCGGC